This is a messenger RNA of Talaromyces amestolkiae, 2442 nucleotides long. RefSeq lists its product as uncharacterized. Gene Ontology annotation, biological process: potassium ion transmembrane transport. Gene Ontology annotation, cellular component: membrane. The transcript has 5 exons. Gene Ontology annotation, molecular function: potassium ion transmembrane transporter activity. Lineage: Eukaryota; Fungi; Ascomycota; Eurotiomycetes; Eurotiales; Trichocomaceae. The record is from RefSeq and is a predicted model, not a curated record. Bases 1 to 2442 code for a protein of 813 amino acids.
AUGAACUCAGUGGCGGUCACGAUCGCGAACCAGCAGCAUCCGAAUACCGAAGCGGCCAGAACGAGGACGACCGCUACCACAGCAACCGGCAGCACCAGAAAGCAGCCACCAGCAGUUUCAGACGAUGAUCAAAUACAUGAUAGCAUUUACAACAUUCGGUCACAGACGAGCCCGCUACAGAGCUCAAUCCGCAAGACUGCCUCCAUAGACCAGCCCGAUGAGGAUCCCGGGUUGCGAAAGCCGGGAGAUUAUAGGCAAAAGCAGGUGUUCAAAGGUCGAAAGCUCCUUUGGCUCGCCUACCAGUCAAUCGGCGUUAUCUAUGGUGAUAUCGGCACCAGUCCGCUCUAUGUUUACUCGUCGACCUUUACCGAGCCACCCACACGUCAAGAUCUUAUCGGAGUGCUUUCGAUCAUCAUCUGGACUCUAUUUAUGAUGGUGACGGUUAAAUACGUGCUGAUCAUUCUUCAUGCGGACAAUGAUGGUGAAGGAGGUACUUUCAGUACCUAUUCAUUACUCGGUCGCUAUAUGAAUAUCACGAACCGUGAUCCGAGAGAGGCCUCCAUGAUACAGAUGAAAAGGUAUCAGACUGGCGAUCUCGAGGUUGCGGGCCAGCAUGUUCGCCACACCCUAGAGUCGAGCCGGGUUGCCAAAACAAUCCUACAGGUGAUGGGGGUUCUUGCAGUCACUAUGGUGAUCUCCGACGGACUUUUGACCCCUGCACAAUCAGUACUAGGGGCUGUACAAGGCAUCGAAGUCGUACGACCCAAUAUCUCAAGGGCCUCGAUCAUCGGGGUAACAGACGGCAUUCUAGUAGUCCUCUUCUGCAUCCAGCCCCUUGGCAUCUCCAAGAUCACCUACGCCUUCUCACCCAUUAUUCUCAUUUGGCUUGCAUUCAAUGCAGUGUUCGGCAUCUAUAACCUCGCAAAAUACGAUGCGGGCGUUUUCGCAGCUUUCAAUCCAGGAUACGGCUUUGAGUUUCUGAUUCGUCAUGGGCAAGAAGGCUGGAAAAUGCUGGGCGGGGUGUUGCUUUGCUUCACCGGAGUAGAGGCCUUAUUUGCCGAUCUCGGGGCAUUCAGUCGCACAGCGAUUCAGUUAAGCUGGUUGGGGUAUACCUUUCCAUGCCUGCUUCUGGCGUACAUUGGACAGGCGGCCUAUAUCAGUGUUCAUCCAGACGCAUACUCAAACCCUUUUUUUCAUGCGGCACCUCCAGGAACAGUAUAUCCUGCUUUGAUAAUUGCAAUCCUGGCAGCUGUAGUCGCCUCGCAAGCUAUCAUAACUGCGACAUUCCAGCUUCUUACCCAGGUGAUGAAACUCUCCUAUGUUCCGCAGAUCAAAGUAAUUCAUACUUCCAAAAUUUUCCAUGGGCAGCUUUUUGUGCCCGUCGCAAACUGGCUGCUGAUGAUCGGAACGAUCCUCAUCGCUUCCAUUUAUAAAAAUACUACAUCUCUUGGAAACGCAUAUGGAGUGUGCGUCAUGUUCGUGACCUUUUUCGACACAUGCAUGGUGGCUCUGGCAGCUAUGUUUGUAUGGCGUCUUAACCCAUUCAUCGUCUUCCUGCCCUGGUUAAUUAUCGCAUGUCUUGACGGUACCUAUCUCUCCUCCGCCCUCACCAAAGUCCCCGCUGGUGCGUGGUUCACCCUCACUCUCUCAGCCAUUCUGGCCUCCCUUUUUUUCCUUUGGAGAUUCGGAAAAGAACAACAGUGGGCUGCUGAGGCUGAAGACCGAUUUCCCACCUCGCAUUUCAUCCAGUACAACAAAGAAGGUCAAUUACGCCUAAGUCACCGGUAUGAGGGAACUAUUAUCAGCACGACCAGGGGAUUGGGAGUCUUCUUCGACAAAGCAGGCGAAACAACACCGAUUGUCUUUAGCCAGUUUGUUCUCAAGCUUACCGCCAUCCCUGAGGUGUCGAUAUUCUUCCACUUGCGGCCUUUGGAAACACCAUCGGUAUCGUACAAUAAUAGAUAUAGCGUGUCCCGCCUGGCGAUCCCAAACUGCUAUAGGCUUGUUGUUCGCUAUGGAUAUAAUGAUGUGAUCAUCACGCCAGAUCUUGCAUCGGUGAUUAUGGAGCAGGUGCGUCGUUACCUAACAGAUGAUCUGCAGUCCCUCCAGGCAAAGCAGUGUACCACUGCUAGCUCCUCAAAUAAUGUAUCGGCGGUCAAUGCUCAGACGCAAUUCCCUGAGACGGAUGAAACGCGAAGUGGUGAAUACCAAGAUGUUCAACUCCGAAGUCGCGAACUGGAACUACUAAAAUUUGCAUUUGAGCAUAGGGUGUUGUAUAUCAUGGGCAAGGAACAGAUGGUAACAAAAAGUGGUACCAAUAUUUUCAGGAAGGUACUCUUGAGUGCUUUCCUGUGGAUUAGAGAGAAUACUCGAAAUAAGAUGGCUAAUCUGCGGGUACCGGCGGAUCAGGUUAUUGAAAUUGGGUUUUUGAAAGAAGUCUGA